This is a messenger RNA of Pimephales promelas (fathead minnow), 5101 nucleotides long. NCBI's taxonomy places the organism in Eukaryota, Metazoa, Chordata, Actinopteri, Cypriniformes, Leuciscidae. The record is from RefSeq and is a predicted model, not a curated record.
GUUUGGUUUCAAGAUUACAGCCUAAUCUUUGGUGUUAUUAUAUAUCGUGCUACUGGCUUUAUACAAACUGUUACUUUUAGUCUAGAAAGAUUUAAAUCAGGUCAAUACAUACAUCCCUGUAAUAUUCCCAUCCUCACAGACGUGACUUGAAGUUUUGAAUCGAGCAGGAGUAUUUGGAGUUGCUGCAACUGAACUGAGAAGAAAGUGUGUGUUAAAACUAAAGAGGAGAUUGAGGAGGACUCGCGUGAACCAGAAACCUUGAAGAAUAUAACACGAGGAACAAACAGACCUGAUGGAAGUGAACAAGGUGAGUGAAGAACUGAGUGAAGUGGAGGAGGAACAUUGUGUCAAACCUGGAAAAAAAUGCUCAAAGACUAACAAUACAUUUUUAAAGAAAAGAGACAAGAAAUCAUUCUCCUGCACUCAGUGUGGAAAGAGUUUAACAACCAAAGGAAACCUUAAGUGUCACAUGAGAACCCACACUGGAGAGAAGCCGUUCACGUGUGAUCAGUGCGGGAAGAGUUUCACACAAAAAACACAUCUUAUGGCGCACGUGAAUAUCCACACUGGAGAAAAACCGUUCACAUGUGAUCAGUGUGGGAUGAGUUUCGGUCUAUCAGCAUACCUUAAAGGACACAUGAGGGUCCACACAGGAGAGAAGCCGUUUAUUUGUGAACAGUGUGGAAAGAGUUUCCCACACAAAUAUAGUCUUGUACUUCACAAUAGAGUUCAUACUGGAGAGAAGCCGUUCUCAUGUGAUCAGUGCAGCAAAUCAUUUCUUAGUGCAGGAGCCCUGAAGACACACCUAACAGUUCAUACGAAGGUGAAGCCACAUUCAUGUUCUGUGUGUGGGAAGAGUUUUUCACUGCUGCAAUAUUUAAAAAUACAUCAGAAAACUCAUACUGGUGUGAGAGCUCACAUGUGCUUUGAGUGUGGGAAGACUUUUACUACAGCAACCUGUUUAAAAGUGCACCAGAUUAUUCACACUGGAGAAAAACCUUACAAAUGUUCACACUGCGACAAGAGGUUCAGUCUUUCAGCAAAUCUGAAAAUACACGAGAGGAUCCACACUGGAGAAAAACCUUACAAGUGUUCAUACUGUGACAAGAGAUGUAGUCAUUCAGCAAAUCUGAAAAAACAUGAGAGGAUCCACAGUAGAGAGAAGCUAAACACGUGUGAUCAGUGCGGGAAGAGUUUUGCUUUUAAACGUCACCUGAAGCUACACCUGAAGAUCCAUGCAGUGGAGAAACCACAUGAACGCAGUCUGAGAUCGGGAACAACCAGAAAGCAUCUGGAGGGAAAGGACAGAGAAGUGGAGGUGGAGGAGGAACAUCAUGUCAAACCUGGAAAAAAAUAUUUUAGUCGCUCAAAGACCAAAAAUACAUUUUUAAUGAAAGGAGACAAGAAAUCAUUCUCCUGCACUCAGUGUGGAAAGAGUUACACAACCAAAGGAAGUCUUGAGCGUCACGUUAGGAUCCACACUGGAGAAAAGCCCUUUAAAUGUGAUCAGUGUGGGAAGAGCUUCACUUACAAAGAAAGGCUUGUGUCUCACAUGAGAGUUCAUUCUGGAGAAAAGCCAUACGCAUGUGAUCAGUGUGAAAAUACUUUCUCAAGAAAAGGAAACCUUAAGUGUCACAUGAGAACCCACACUGGAGAGAAGCCGUUCACGUGUGAUCAGUGCGGGAAGAGCUUCUCCAAAAAAACACAUCUUAUGGCGCACAUGAAUAUCCACACUGGAGAAAAGCCGUUCACAUGUGAUCAGUGUGGGAUGAGUUUCGGUCUAUCAGCAUACCUUAAAGGACACAUGAGGGUCCACACAGGAGAGAAGCCGUUUAUUUGUGAACAGUGCGGAAAGAGUUUCCCACACAAAUAUACAACCUGUUUAAAAGUGCACCAGAUUAUUCACACUGGAGAAAAACCUUACAAGUGUUCACACUGCGACAAGAGAUUCAGUCUUUCAGCAAAUCUGAAAAUACACGAGAGGAUCCACACUGGAGAAAAACCUUACAAGUGUUCACACUGUGACAAGAGAUGUAGUCAUUCAGCAAAUCUGAAAAAACAUGAGAGGAUGCACACUGGAGAAAAACCUUACAAGUGUUCACACUGCGACAAGAGAUUCAGUCAGUCAUCAAAUCUGAAAAUACACCAGAAGAUCCACACAGGAGAAAAACCUUACAAGUGUUCACACUGUGACAAGACAUUCAGUCAUUCAUCAUUUCUGAAAACACAUGAGAGGGUCCACACUGGAGAAAAACCUUACAAGUGUUCACAGUGUGACAAGAGAUUCAGUCAGUCAACAAAUCUGAAAAAACAUGAGAUGAUCCACACUGGAGAAAAACCUUACAAGUGUUCACACUGUGAAAAGAGAUUCAGUGAUUCAUCAGCUCUGAAAACACAUGAGAGGAUCCACACUGGAGAAAAACCUUACAAGUGUUCACACUGUAACAAGAGAUUCAGUCAGUCAUCAUAUCUGAAAACACAUGAGAGGAUCCACACUGGAGAAAAACCUUACAAGUGUUCACACUGUGACAAGAGAUUCAGUCUGUCAGCACACCUGAAAACACAUGAGAAGAUCCACACUGGAGAAAAACCUUACAAGUGUUCACACUGUGACAAGAGAUUCAGUGAUUCAGCAAAUCUGAAAACACAUGAGAGGGUCCACACUGGAGAAAAACCUUACAAGUGUUCACACUGUGACAAGACAUUCAGUCAUUCAUCAUUUCUGAAAACACAUGAGAGGGUCCACACUGGAGAAAAACCUUACAAGUGUUCACAGUGUGACAAGAGAUUCAGUCUGUCAACAAAUCUGAAAAAACAUGAGAUGAUCCACACUGGAGAAAAACCUUACAAGUGUUCACACUGUGACAAGAGAUUCAGUCUGUCAUCAUUUCUGAAAACACAUGAGAGGAUCCACACUGGAGAAAAACCUUACAAGUGUUCACACUGUGACAAGAGAUUCAGUCUGUCAUCAUUUCUGAAAACACAUGAGAGGAUCCACACUGGAGAAAAACCUUACAAGUGUUCACACUGUGACAAGAGAUUCAGUCACUUAGCAAAUCUGAAAACACAUGAGAGGAUCCACACUGGAGAAAAACCUUACAAGUGUUCACACCGUGACAAGAGAUUCAGUGAUUCAUCAGCUCUGAAAACACAGGAGAUGAUCCACACUGGAGAAAAACCUUACAAGUGUUCACACUGUGACAAGAGAUUCAGUCAGUCAUCAGCUCUGAAAACACAUGAGAGGAUCCACACUGGAGAAAAACCUUACAAGUGUUCACACUGUGACAAAAGAUUCAAUCAGUCAAUACAUCUGAAAACACAUGAGAAGAUCCACACUGGAGAAAAACCGUACAAGUGUUCACACUGUGACAAGAGAUUCAGUCAGUCAGCAACUCUGAAAACACAUGAGAAGAUCCACACUGGAGAAAAACCUUACAAGUGUUCACACUGCGACAAGAGAUUCAGUCAUAUAACAAAUCUGAAAACGCAUGAGAAGAUCCACACUGGAGAAAAACCUUACAAGUGUUCACACUGUGACAAGAGAUUCAGUCAAUCAUCAAAUCUCAAAACACACCAGAAGAUCCACACAGGAGAAAAACCUUACAAGUGUUCACACUGUGACAAGAGAUUCAGAGAUUCAUCAGCUCUGAAAACACAUGAGAGGAUCCACACUGGAGAAAAACCCUACAAGUGUUCACAGUGUGACAACAGAUUCAGUCAGUCAACAAAUCUGAAAACGCAUGAGAAGAUCCACACUGGAGAAAAACCUUACAAGUGUUCACACUGUGACAAGAGAUUCAGAGAUUCAUCAGCUCUGAAAACACAUGAGAGGAUCCACACUGGAGAAAAACCCUACAAGUGUUCACACUGUGACAACAGAUUCAGUCAGUCAGCAAAUCUGAAAACGCAUGAGAAGAUCCACACUGGAGAAAAACCUUACAAGUGUUCACACUGUGACAAGAGAUUCAGUCAUUCAUCAGCUCUGAAAACACAUGAGAGGAUCCACACUGGAGAAAAACCUUACAAGUGUUCACACUGUGACAAGAGAUUCAGUCAUUCAUCAGCUCUGAAAACACAUGAGAGGAUCCACACUGGAGAAAAACCUUACAAGUGUUCACACUGUGACAAGAGAUUCAGUCUGUCAGGAAAUCUGAAAACACAUGAGAAGAUCCACACUGGAGAAAAACCUUACAAGUGUUCACACUGUGACAAGAGAUUCAGUCUGUCAGGAAAUCUGAAAACACAUGAGAUGAUCCACACUGGAGAAAAACCUUACAAGUGUUCACACUGUGACAAGACAUUCAGUCAGUCAUCAUCUCUGAAAUCACAUGAGAAGAUCCACACUGGAGAAAAACCUUAGAAGUGUUCUCAUUAUGACAAGAGAUUCAGUCUGUCAGGAAAUCUGAAAACACAUGAGAAGGUCCACACUGGAGAAAAACCUUACAAGUGUUCACACUGUGACAAGAGAUUCAGUAUGUCAGGAAAUCUGAAAACGCAUGAGAAGAUCCACAGCAGAGAGAAGCUGGCAAUACUGUAGUGUUAAACAUAAUAGUACACGAGACAGUAAAUCAUCGCAGUUUCUGGGAUGCACGUUCCUUCAUAGAUCAGACUAAUGCGGCAAAGUUUGUAUUAAAAUUUGUUUCUGUGUUUCUAUUGUCUCUCUCUUGGGGAUGUGGCCACAUUCCUUUGAGGUCGCAAAAGUCUGUUAUUGGUGACAUCGCCACUCAGGAUUGGUUUGUUGCCUGAUUACCAGGUGGCCAGUUUCUCUGUAGCUGGCUAAGCGACAUAAAAGCAUAUUGAGUAAACACACAUUUAUAACACAAUUAAAAGAAAUAACUUGGUUCCUGUGAUUACCAACCAUGUCAUUUUUCAGAUGCGUUUUGUUAAUGAGAAUGCUUUUCACUGCUGUAAACUUACGUUUGAGCAUAAACGAUUAACUCUUUCAUGCAUGAAUUAUGAUAUCCUCAAUCGGGGUUUUUGUUCUCAGAGCAUGAAAAACAAUAUUUUAACUUUUUUGUUUACAUUUAUUUUUCAUAAAUAUUCUCAGUCCACUUGAGUGAAUUGUAUGCAUUUAACAAACCAAUUUAACAUGCAUUUUAAU